Messenger RNA from Podarcis muralis (Common wall lizard), 3367 nucleotides. Its product is annotated as zinc finger protein RFP-like. Gene Ontology annotation, molecular function: protein binding; zinc ion binding. NCBI's taxonomy places the organism in Eukaryota, Metazoa, Chordata, Lepidosauria, Squamata, Lacertidae. The record is from RefSeq and is a predicted model, not a curated record.
CCCCCCCGCCCACAGAGAGUUCACUCCUGCAACUCCGGAAGGGAAGAGGUUUUCUCUUCCUCUCCUAGGCGCCUGGCUCCUUGAUUUAGCAAGGAGUUCUGCCCGUUCUCUUUGAAAAAGCAAAUUUCAAUGUCACAGAGACCCUGUUCUACUGCAAUGCAUGUCUCUAAGGCAGCCGAGAUCCUGAAUUUUCCUCCUUGAAUUUCCUGGGUGGGGGAAGCAGAACCCCAGAUCUCCUUGCUAAGGCCACGUCUGCGGAGGGGAAGGGAAAUCUCGAGUCGCCCCCUGAAAUCUCCUCAUGGAAAGGAAACGGAGACAUCCAUUCGUGCACGAAGAGCAAAGCAAACGAAACAAACUCUCUCUCCCUGGCGAGGCAGCAGCCAUGGCUGCAUCUGGGGGUCCCGUGCAGGAUCUCUGCGAGGAAGCCACUUGCCCCAUCUGCCUGGAGAGUUUCCGGGAUCCAGUGAUCAUCCCGGAGUGCGGGCACAACUUCUGCCGAUCCUGCCUGAUCCAGUGCUGGGGGGAAUCCGAGGGAGAGGCUUCCUGCCCUCAGUGCAGGGAAAUCCUUCAGCACAGGAACCUCAUCCCCAAUCGGCCGCUGGCAAAUGUUUUGGAAAAACUCCGUCUUCAAGGUGAAAAGGAGACCGAAGGAAAGGGGAAGAUCUGCGAGAAGCACCAGGAGCCCCUGAAGCUCUUCUGCAAGGAGGACGAAAGCCCGAUCUGUGUGGUGUGUGACAGGUCCAAGGAGCACAAAAGCCACGAGGUGGUUCCUCUAGAGGAGGCGUCCCAGGAGUACAAGGAUCAGAUCAGCACCUGCCUAGACAACACGAAGAAGGAGAGAGAGAAAUUUCUGGUGUUUAAAGCAGACGCAGAAAAGGAAAGUCAAGACCUGCUUAAACAAACAGUUGCAGAGAGGGAAAAGAUGGUGGCUGAGAUCAGGCGACUGCACCAGUUUCUGGAAGAACAAGAGAAACGUAUUCUGGCCCAGAUGGCAGAAGUGGAGAAGGAGAUUGCAGCCAAAAGGGAGGAGCACCUGGCCAGACUCUCCAGGGAACUCUCCUCUCUUGACAGCCUCAUCCGGGAGAUGGAGGAGAAGCUUCAGGAACCAGAGAGUGAACUCCUGCAGGAUAUUGGAAGCUUCUUGCAGAGGUCUCAGGAGAAGGAGAACUUAGAGGAUCCUCCUGUGGCUUUUCCUCCUGCCCUGAAGUGGAGGAUCUGGGACGUCUGUGAUAUGAGUCUCUUCCUGGAUGGAGUUAUGAAGAAAUUCAGAGACACUGUGGAAAAUGGACUGCAGCUGCGAAAAGAAAACGUAACUUUGGAUCCAGACACAGCAAAUCCCUACCUCAUCCUGUCUGAGGAUCGAAAGAGUGUGAGAGAGGGAGACUUCUAUCAAGACCUGCCAGACAACCCUGAGAGAUUUGACACGCAUGGCUUUGUGCUGGGAUGUGAGGGUUUCACAUCAGGCCGACAUUUCUGGGAGGUCACUGUGGGAAGAGAGGAGGGGUGGGGGGUGGGGGUUGCCAGAAAGUCUGUGAAGAGGAAGGGUGUUGUGUCUUUUGAUGCUACGGAGGGGAUCUGGUGUUUCGGGAACUGGGUCUUUGGGUAUGACCCCCAUGAGGCCCCUGUUCCAAGUGAGAAGCCCAAGAGGAUCCGAGUGGCCCUGAACUGUGAGGGGGGACAGAUGUCCUUUUACGAUGCUGAUACAGCAGCCCUCCUCUACACGUUCCCUGCAGCCUCCUUCUCAGGAGAGACCCUCCAGCCCUUGUUUUACGUGAGGAAAACCGAGAACCUGACACUCUCUAGCAAGGAAAUUUUGAGUCACCCCCUGGAAAGGAAAUGGAAACACAUCCAUUCGCGCGCGAAAAGCAAAGAAAAGGGAUCCAAGCUCUCUCUUCCUGGCGAGGCAGCAGCCAUGGCUGCUUCUGGGGGUCCCGUGCAGGAUCUCUGCGAGGAAGCCACUUGCCCCAUCUGCCUGGAGUAUUUCAGGGAUCCGGUGAUCAUCCCGGAGUGCGGGCACAACUUCUGCCGAGCCUGCCUGACCCAAUGCUGGGGGGAAUCAGAGGGAGAGGCUUCCUGCCCUCAGUGCAGGGAAAUCAUUCAGCACAGGAACCUCAUCCCCAAUCGGCCGCUGCAAAAUGUUGUGGAAAUACUAGUAGCCGAGAAAGUCUCCCUUCCAGGGGAAAAGGGGGCCGAAGGAAAGGGGAAGAUCUGCGAGAAGCACCAGGAGCCCCUGAAGCUCUUCUGCAAGGAGGAAGAAGCCCCCAUCUGUGUGGUGUGUGACAGGUCCAAGGAGCACAAGAAACAUGAGGUGAUUCCUCUGGAGGAGGCGUCCCAGGAGUACAAGGAUCAACUCCGCAACUGGAUAGAAAUUCUGAAGAAGGAGACGCGGGAAACUCUGGCAGUUAAAGCAGACUUUGAGAAGGAAAGCCAAGACCUGCUUAAACGAACAGACUCAGAGAGGGAAAAGAUGGUGGCUGAGUUCAGACGGCUACGACAGUUUCUGGAAGCACUAGAGAAAAAUCUCCUGGCCCGGAUGGCAGAGGUGGAGAAGGAGGUUGCCAGGAAAAGCGAGGAGCACCUGGCCAGGCUGUCAGAGAAGCUCUCCUCUCUUGAAAACCGCAUCAAGGUGAUGCAGGAGAAGUUUCAGCAGCCAGCGAGCCAACUCCUGCAGGAUAUCAGAAGCUUCUUACAGAGGUCUCGGGCAAAGCAGAACUUGCAGGAUCCUCCUGUGGCUUUUCCUCCUGCCCUGAAGUGGAGGAUCUGGGACUUCUGCGAUAUAAAUCCCUUCCUGAUGGGUGUCAUGAAUAAAUUCAGAGAAUCUCUGCGGUCAGGACUUCAGCUGAAAAAAGAGAACGUAACUUUGGAUCCAGGCACAGCCCAUUCCCUGCUCAUCCUGUCUGGAGAUCUUAAGAGUGUGAGGAAGGGAGAAAGGCAUCAAGACAUACUAAACAACCCAAAGAGAUUCGACUACCAGUACUACGUGCUGGGACGUGAGGCGUUCAGGGAAGGCAGACAUUUCUGGGAAGUCGCUGUGGGGAGCGAGGGGGAAUGGGCCGUGGGGGUGGCCAGAGAGUCUGUGAAGAGGAAAGGAGAGUUCAUCCCUGGUCCUAAGGAAGGUUUCUGGCGCAUAGGGAAGUGGAGUGAUCAAUACAGGGUCUCCACCCGCAAUGGGCCCCCUGUUUCGAUUCUGGGUGGGGAGCCCAAGAGGAUCCGAGUGGCCCUGAACUGUGAAGGGGGACGGGUGUCCUUUUACGAUGCAGAUACAGCAGCCCUCCUCCACUCAUUCUCAGAAGCCUCCUUCUCAGGAGAGACCCUCCAGCCCUUCUUUUACGUGAGCAAGAAAGGCAUACUGAAACUCUCUGCCUAA